Messenger RNA from Odocoileus virginianus texanus, 3753 nucleotides. The record is from RefSeq and is a predicted model, not a curated record. Lineage: Eukaryota; Metazoa; Chordata; Mammalia; Artiodactyla; Cervidae.
GCGGAAGCGGAAGGCUGAGAGAGAAGGGAACCGGGCAGCCAUUGGGUUUUUUGCUCCUAGUGUAAACGUGUGCCGCGCGCUUCGCCGUCCAACCCGCCCUCGCCAUGUCCAUCUUCAGGGUCUGGGUGGUUCUGCGCAAGUACUAUCCCAAUACCCCGCCCUCCGCCCGAAAUAAACCCAGAGGCCGCCGUUGCAGGUACAUGGGCGAGGGGGAUCAGAGGAAGCAGUGACUGAGAGUGAAAGGCAAACUCAGAAGUGGAAAACAAUGAGAGAACCGACGGGUUCGCCCAGGAUGGCUGAGGCAGUUGCAAAGGGAUGGCAAAAUGAAAUAGAUUUAGCCCUUAAAGUAGCGGGUGGGUGAAAGAGAAAUGGACAAAGGCGUGGGAUCUCCAGGAGUUGGAGACAAGGAGACAGCGGUCCUGUGCCUGCGGUAGGAGGGCUGACAGGGGUGAUCCUGGAAGAGAAACAGGGAUAGGUGCUGACUAGAAGAGAAGAGGAGGAAGUAAGCAUAGACACCUGGAGUGCCCCAGAGUGGGAGUGUAAGAGGGAGAGACGCGGUGUGACUAGAAGGCAGAGAGGGAGCAGAGUUGGAGAAAGAGAUGUAUAGAUGUUUAGGACAAUUGGAAGGGUGGGGGUGGGGAGAAGAGCAGUAAGAGGAGAAACAAGUUGCAGAGGGGGCAGGACAGGUGUGAGGGAAGAAAUAGGAGGGCAGAAAUCCCACUUGAGACAGUGGACGGUAAAGGACUGUUCCACAUAGUGAGGUCUUCCUGUUUUUGUGGUUGUGGCAAACGGAGGGGGGAUGUUGAUCCUAAGCCUUAGCAGCCUGUUUUCCACUUGCAAGAUCAACUUCUGAAAGCUUACAUUGUCUGAGGAAGAAGCUGGGAAGAGGAGGAAAAAAGGAAAGAAAACAGGAAUGGGUCUUUCUCAGCCAUUGUUGGACUUUGUCAUCUCUGAAGCCACCACUCAAGAGUGCAACUCAUUUAGGGAUGGUUAACCUUCAAGGAUGUGGUGAUUAAAUUCUCUCAGGAGAAGUGGGAAUGCCUGGACCCUGUUCAGAGGGCCUUGUACAGGGACAUGAUGCUGGAGACCUAGAAGAACCUGCUCUCUGUGGAUAUCUAUACAAUACAUGUGGUCAACCAAUUACAACCCAAAGCAGACAUGAUACAGGAGAAGUAUUCCAAACAGCAAUCUUGGGAAGACCUAAAACUCAUGAAAUCAAACAUUUUUACCUCAGGGAAAUCCAGGAAGACAUGUAUGACUUUGAGUCUCAUUGGAGAAGUGGUGAAAGAAAUAACAAAGGAAUGCCUAUAACUCAUGGUGGAAAUCUCACUGAUGACAGAGGUCAACAGUGUAGAAAGUAUGUGGAAAUCAAGUCCUUUGUAAAUAGGCUUGGAUUAAACGUGCAGGAUAAACUGCAGAUAUUUCAAACUGACGGGAUAAUUUCUGAAUGUAAUGAAGUUAUGAGGUCUGUCAACAGUAGUUUGUCACUUUCACCACUUCAAGGAAUAUCUCCUAGUGUCCAAACUAACCUUUCUAAUAUAUUUGGGAAUGAUUUUUUGCAUCCUUUAUUACUGACACAAGAUCCAACAGCAUACUGGAAAAGAGCUUUCAAGUAUAUUGAGUGUAGGAAAAGCUUUAGUCAUGUCUCAGCUCUCAGGAAUCAUCAGAUAAUUUAUUUAGAUGAGAUAUUACAUAAAUGUGACAUAUGUGUCAAGGUCUUCAGUACAAAUUCACACCUUGCAGUUCAUCAGAGAAUUCAUAAGGGUGAGAAACCUCACAAAUGUGAUGAGUGUGGCAAAGUCUUCAGUCAUAGAACAACUCUUGCAAAUAAUCAAAGAAUUCAUACUGGAGAGAAACCUUUCAAAUGUAAUGAGUGUGGCAGAAGCUUUAAUUGCUCCUCAAAUCUCUCUAGACACCAGAUAAUUCAUAUAGGAUAUAAAUUAUAUAAAUGUGAUGUAUGUGGCAGUGACUUUAGUCGAAAAUCAAACCUCACAGAUCAUCAGAGAGUUCAUAGUGGAGAGAAGCAAAGUAAAGUGGGAGAAGGUUAUAAAUGUAAUUUUUGUGGUAAGUUGUUUAGCCACAGUUCACACCUUUUAAUUCAUCAGAGAAUCCCUAUGGGAGAGAAACCUUACAAAUGUAAUCAAUGUAGAAAGGACUUUAGUGAAAAGGCAACCCCUGCAAAGCAUCAAAGUAAUUAAUACUGGAGAGAAACCUUACAAAUGUAAUGAGUGCAGAAAAGCCUUUAGUCAAAAAAUACAUCUUCAGCUUCAUUGGAGAAUACAUACAGGAGAGAAACCUUACAAAUGUAACGUGUGGCAGGUCUUUCAGUUGAGAUUCACUCCUUACAAGUCAUUGGAGAGUACAUUUUGUAGAGAGACCUUUCAAAUGUUUUGAUUGUGAAAAAGCCUUUACUCAGGUCUCAAACCUCACUAAACAUCAGAAAAUCCAUAAAUGAGAGACAUCAUCCAAGUGUGAUAUAUGUUGAUCUUUAACUCUCAGAGUUCAAAAGAAACUACAAAUGUCAUGAGUGUGGCAAAGCUUUUUGUGUGUGGAAGCCUCACAAUCAGAUAAUUCAUAGAAGAGUGGAACAUUACAAAUGUAGUGAGUGUCUCAGAGUACUUAGUCUGAAUGCAUACCUUUUGAUCCAUAUUGGAAAGAAACAUUAGAAAUGUAGAGUGUGGUAAAUUCUUCAGUGUACUUUCAAGCCUGACUUGCCAUCAGAUGAUGUACAGAGGUGAGAGCCCUUGAAAAUACAAUUGAGGUUGCAGUGCUUUUGGCAGUGGUUCAUAUCUUAUGCUUCAUGAGAAUAUUCACACUGGAUCGAGCAUAGAUGAUAUUGAAUGUGGUCAGGCCUUUGAAAAUCUACUCAUUCUAAAAAAGUUCAUCACCAGUGCCAGGAAUGUGAGCAACCUUUUCUCAUUGGUUUCCCCUUGCACUAGUAAUCAAGUUGUUUGUACUGCACCAAACAGUACUAAUAUACUGAAUUUUGAGUAGCUUUUAGAUUGUGCCUUAGACUUACCAAAUACUUCAUGAUUUAAAUUGCAGUGAAUAUGGCGAGACUUCAUGUUAUUAUUCAUUUAUCACUAGAUGGCAGAAUAAUUAUCUUGAAGAGAAAGCACACAGAUGUAAACUGUGUGGCAUGGCUUUUACCCAAAGAUCACAACUUGGGGAACAUACUGGAGAACACCUCCCAAAUGCAAUGAGUGUUGGAAAACCUUUACGUUGAGUUCAGGUAUUAGGACUUGAGCAAUCUGAUCAUGAGAAUGUUCAGUUUCUGACCAUGAAGCCUAGCCAUGAUGAAAGCUCGGUUUAUGAGUCUUUGGGAUGGACUGGAUACAGAUCCCAGGUGCCAAGUCCUAGUGAUGGGAGCUUCUGAUCAUGCUGAGGAUUUUGACUCAGCUAUAAGGAAAAGAAUGCCUACAAGAUUUCGUAUCAAACAGCCUGCUCUGAAACAAACCUAAGUGUGGGAGUUGGCUACUAGAAGUUCAUCUAAGAAGAUAUUGCUAAAAUAGAUAUAUUUUGACAUGUGUUUUUGAAAAUAGCAUGUAAUCUGCCGUUUUUGAAUGUUCUGAACAUGUUGAUUAGAUCCCAUGAUUUGAUGGGGGUAUGGCAUCAUCCAUAAAUCCCAAAUCUUUGGAAGACUGUAUUUUUCAGACUUUGUUACCCACAUUUGAGAGAACAUUGUUGUUCAGUUGGACAGUCAUGUCCGACUCUUUGCAACCCCAUGGACUGCAGCAUGCCAGGCUUCCCUGU